Messenger RNA from Benincasa hispida (wax gourd), 681 nucleotides. The record is from RefSeq and is a predicted model, not a curated record. Lineage: Eukaryota; Viridiplantae; Streptophyta; Magnoliopsida; Cucurbitales; Cucurbitaceae.
AUGGGAAUUUUCAAACCAAAGGCGUGGCUGUCCGAGGUUAUUGACUUGGAUAAAACAGAACCACGGUUUUACAAGGAAGCUAUCCUUCAUCCAAGCUGGAAACAAGCGAUGCUUAAGGAAUAUGAAGCACUCAUCAGAAAUAAUACAUGGUCUCUCACAGCUCUGCCCCAGGAUCGCAAAGUUAUUGGCAGAAAAUGGGUGCUUCACUCUUUAGACCAUCUACAUUUUUCUCAGUCCAAGUCCAUUCAUAGUUUUCUUAAAUGUGCUCACCUCAUUGACUGCAAGCCAAUUCACUCUCCGAUGGCUAUUGGCGCUUCUUUAUCCCUCACCGAUGUACAAUCGCUAGACAACCCCUCUGGAUACAGAAUCCUAGUUGGUGCUCUUCAAUACUGUACACUGACCAGACCAGACAUCAGCUUCAGUGUCAAUAAGCUCUGUCAAUUCAUCCACGCCCCGACCAUUUCACAUCUUCAAGCAGCAAAACGGCUCCUUUGGUACCUCAAAGGCACGACUCAUCAUGGUAUACUUCUAACAAAGUCCCCUGUUUUAGCUUUGACUUGCUACACAGAUGCCGAUUGGGCCAGCUGCCUGGAUGACAGGCAAAGCACGAGUGGAUUCUGUGUCUUCCUUGGUUUAAGCCUCAUUUCAUGGAGCUCCUCUAAGCAAAAGGUCGUCUCUUGA